AUGGACUAUUCGAAUUUUACGAAUAACAAUACUCAGAACUUUGUAAUCACCUCCGAAAUACCCGAUGUUACCAAAGAAAAAGCUUGUUGGCUCGGAAUUGACGAAGCCGGCAGAGGUCCUGUACUUGGCCCAAUGGUCUAUGGGACAUUUUUUAGUCCAUUAGAGGAAAAAGAUUAUCUCACGGAACUUGGUUUAGCAGACUCAAAGACUCUAACAGAAGAAAAACGUGAAAACAUCUUUGACAAAAUGUGCACAGAAUCUAAAGAAAAACUUGGCUGGAUGGUGGAGAUCUUGUCCCCAACAUUCAUCUCAAACAGCAUGCUAAAACGAUCAAAAUACAAUUUGAAUUCUCUUUCUCAUGACAGUGCCAUUGGUUUAAUAGAAAAAGUGCUUUCAAAUGGAGUUAAUGUCACUGAGAUUUAUGUCGACACCGUUGGAGAUGCAGGUAAAUAUCAAGCAAAACUCCAAGACAAAUUCCCAGGAAUUGACAUUACAGUUGCCAAGAAAGCUGAUGCCACUUAUUCCAUUGUAAGUGGGGCCAGUAUUUGUGCUAAGGUGACUCGUGACCGUGUCUUGAAAGAUUGGAAAUUCCCAGAAAACAUUACAGCUUCAACAGAUGAUUAUGGUUCUGGUUAUCCAAAUGAUCCUGUCACAAAACAGUUUCUCAAGGAGCACAUGGAUAAUGUAUUUGGUUUUCCCCAAAUAGUGCGAUUUAGUUGGUCUACAGCUUCAAGUAUUUUAGAAAAGGCUGUGCCAAUAGAAUGGGAAGAUGACAAUGUGGAAAAUGACAAACCAGGUGCUGGCUGUGCAUCUUUGCUCACUUUUUUCACUUCCAAGAAUUCUAAGCCAAAACACAAACCACACAGAUUCUUUACUGACAGGAAUUUGUGUCAAGUGACAGAACUGUGA
Molecule: messenger RNA, 909 nt
Organism: Acanthosepion pharaonis
Lineage: Eukaryota; Metazoa; Mollusca; Cephalopoda; Sepiida; Sepiidae
Source: the annotation of a GenBank genome assembly